Babesia microti strain RI is the source of this 2031-nucleotide messenger RNA. RefSeq names its product conserved Plasmodium protein, unknown function. Gene Ontology annotation, cellular component: NELF complex; nucleus. The record is from RefSeq and is a predicted model, not a curated record. Gene Ontology annotation, biological process: negative regulation of transcription elongation by RNA polymerase II. The coding region runs from base 1 to 2031 and encodes 676 amino acids. NCBI's taxonomy places the organism in Eukaryota, Apicomplexa, Aconoidasida, Piroplasmida, Babesiidae. The transcript is spliced from 5 exons.
AUGAGUUCAGCUGUGAAAAGGCAUGUGUCGAUAGACAAUCAAACAUCUUCCGCUAGUGAAUCUGACGGCUGGUCCAUUUCUCACACUUCCAAUGUCAAGAUUCCAAGGGGAUUGCAUUGUGGACCAGGUGGUAGGAAGGCACUGGUAAAAUGGUUGGAGGACAAUUAUCGCACAAGUGACAGUGAAAAUCCUGCAGUAGAGGCGUGUAAAGUUUGGCAGGAAACGCAGGGCUUUAGGGAUGAAGUUUGCAAGGGAUUUGUUGGAUUACUAAAAUUACUCGGGUUACCACGUAAUGUAACAUAUAAGACUCUAUUCUCCGAAUAUUUGAGCAAGCAGUUCUUGGACAAGAUUGAAAGGGGAGUCUCUCAAAAAGUGCUUCUGAGUUUGGCAAGGCGGAUGAUAGGCAUGUUUCAAGUUAGGCAAGUACAACCCUUGUUUGCCGCGGUUCUAUGCCGAUUAGAGGAUAUUCCACAGGAUAUUAUGAUACAAAUCGUAGAUGAUACUCCUUGGGCAAAUGAUUUUUAUAACAACUGCGAUUUCACUCUACAGCAAAAGAUAUGGAAAUACCGUCCAGAACGUUUUCACGAAAUGGUAUCUCCCUUGCUUCGAAAAAUAGCAUUACUUCUCGCAUCUGAAACUACAGCACUAGGUAGACUUUUUGAUCACAAUCGCUUGCAAGAGCUAUCGGACGUCACAAUAUCUAAGCUUAUUCAAACCCCCAUUACCAUGCAAUUAUCACAGCUUGCUGAGAUAAUUGGUAAACCAAAUGCCGAGGCACAGAUACGAUAUGACCUACUAAUCAAGUCUAUAAGGUUUGAAUUUCUCAAUUGCUGUAAAUCUGAUUCCACAAUCUCAUCAAUUUACUGCGGUUACUACAGUUCCAUUAGAUUGAUAUUUUUUGAGUACUACCAGUCACUGCACCCUAAUGAGAAUUCAAAGAUUUAUGAACCAAAAUCUGGAUUCAUUGGAUUCAUAUUGUUAAUUUUGAAUUUGGGGCCAAAUAACCCCAAAAUACUCAAUUUGCUGCGUAAUAAAAUUUUUUUAACAACUCAAAUUAAUCAUUCAAAUAAUACAAGUGGACGCUAUCGCAUAUUAGAUGAAAAUGAUUUGUUUGAAGUGUCUAUGCUUUUUUCAAGCCCUCAUAUUUUACUCUCGUUGACCAGGGCCUUUGGCCAAUCCUUAUCAAAUAUUCUUGAUACUACUGCCAGCGGCCAUACUUGGCUUGGUUUUGUAUUGCUGGGAAUUGCGUCUCCUCGUAUAGGUUAUGCGGUAAGGAAGUUAGGCAACAAAUUAUCGAGGGAUUGUGGCGGGUUUUACCUGGGUCGAAUCAUUGAAUAUAUCACUGGGGGACCAACAAAUGUAACAGAACUAGAUUCAAGUACAAUAACGCUGAAUUCUCUGCAAAAAUUUAUUGUGGAAACCGUGCCAAUUUUGGAUGUAAACAAAUUAGCCAAAGUUAUCAAGUUCAUACACGAGUACUUUGAGUGUGAAAUUUACACCAUUUCCCAACUAAGAGAUAGAUACAAAACGCUACUAAGCGGGAAGAUAGACCAAGAUUGCCGAUCAAUCGUCCUAAUGGCAAUUUCUAAAGAGAUAUUUAAAAUUCUGGUUGGCACGCAAGAUACAGUUUAUGCCAUGAUGUCACAUUUGCUUCUCUUACGAAUUAUUUCAGUGGGUUGGCUCAGGAAAUCAACUUAUCUGGUGGAUGUUUUGUUGAGCAAUUAUGUCAAUCUGAUACCAAAUGACUUACAAACCUUGGUAAAUUCAUAUCUAGUAUCAGCAAUAACUGUUUCACUAGAAUCAAAGCUUUACCAACCCAAUGAAAGUAUUUAUUGUGUACUUGUGGAUCGUUUGAUUGAUAUAUCUCAGGGGAAUAUAUCGACAGCCAUGGCAACAGCAACUGCGCUGAAAGUGUUGGCAAAGAUACCUGAAAUAAGUGCCAAAUUAAAUAGCCUAAAUACCGAAUCCAUCGCAGAUAUUGCUAGGCGUGAAUCUUUGGAGGAAGAGUGGACUAAAUUAAUAACAUUGUGA